Histoplasma mississippiense is the source of this 1428-nucleotide messenger RNA. RefSeq lists its product as hypothetical. The transcript has 4 exons. Gene Ontology annotation, cellular component: nucleus. Bases 1 to 1428 code for a protein of 475 amino acids. Lineage: Eukaryota; Fungi; Ascomycota; Eurotiomycetes; Onygenales; Ajellomycetaceae. The record is from RefSeq and is a predicted model, not a curated record.
AUGAGUACAGCUCCACCACCAUGGCGAGCAACUGCUGCGCCUGUUUAUUCAUCAAGUGUUUCUCCAGCGUACAUUCCAGUGCAAGCGCGUCGUAGCCUCGCUCAUCAUACUUCUGAAUCCACCACAGCCAAAACGGAGCCGAGAGAGUCGUCGUCGUCACCUAGAACAGCAGAUUCUAAAACUGGGAAGUCAAAAAUUGACUGGCCGCCAGCUGUUCGCCAGUAUGUCCAACGCAGCUUCGUCCCCGAGUUCCAAAUCGCGAGUGUGAGUCGGAUGGAGAUGGAGCAAAAACUCAAGCAAGUUAUCACCGAAGCCGCAGAAAAUGGUAACCUUUACAAUGUUGAUUGGGAGAACUUGCCGUUACCGCAACAAAUGAUUCAGAAUGAGCGAAAUAAGAUUCUCACUUCCGCUCUUUCUGCUUCCUUACCAUCUUUAUCCCCUACCAAAUCACAAGAUGUUCGCCAGCAGAAAGUAGAGAAGGCGAAGGAAGAAACCCCCAAGAAGAGGAAAUCGUCAGAAUUUAGCGCGGAGGAGGAUGAGCCGGAAAAUAUCCCACCUUGGAGAAAGACUAACACACGCAAUGAUUUUGAAAACCGCAUUAGUUACCCAUCUACAGCUGAUAAACGACGACGGAUAGAUAGCAACAACCAUAAUUUCAACAGCAAGAAUUCAACCCCCAAUCCUGAUACCGUUCGUCCUUUGCCUGUUCUGAAAAAGAUGCUCGAUCUAUUGAAGAAAAAAUGGCGUCUCGAGAAUAACUACACCUAUGUUUGCGAUCAGUUCAAAUCCAUGCGCCAGGACUUGACCGUCCAGCACAUAAAAAAUGAGUUUACAGUGAAUGUGUAUGAGAUACAUGCCAGGAUUGCUUUGGAAAAGGGGGACCUUGGUGAGUAUAAUCAAUGCCAAACGCAACUGCGGGCAUUGUAUUCGCAAAAUCUUGGAGGACAUCCCAUGGAGUUUAUGGCAUAUCGCAUCCUAUAUUUCAUCCAUACUCGCAACCGAACGGCGAUCAACGACGCUUUGGCAGAUCUAACCCCUGCAGAUAAAUUGGACCCCGCUGUGAAACAUGCUCUUGAUGUUCGAUCAGCUUUAGCGUUGGGGAAUUACCAUAAAUUCUUUCAACUUUAUCUGGACACGCCGAAUAUGGGUGCUUAUCUCAUGGACAUGUUUGUUGACCGGGAGCGCCUUGCAGCACUUGCAUGUAUUUGUAAAGUGUAUAAACCUGAGGUGAAGAUAAGAUUUAUUACUGAAGAACUUGGUUUUGAGUCCGAUGAACAGGCUGCCCGAUUUAUAUUAGACCAUGCCCCAGAGGAUUUGCUCCAGGAAAAGCUUGAUGGGGUUAAGCUCCUUACCGGAAAAGCCGGUCAGGUUUUCGAAGUAGCCAAAGCGGAAGCUCACAAGGUGGUCGACAUAAAGGGGCAGAUCUAG